GGUUAGGCAUCAGAGCUGUGAGUCUGGCGCCAGACAGUGAGGACGCGGCUUUUAGAACUACGGAACUCGGGUCUGAUCGAAAGAUUCCCGGUAUGGAAACUCAUCAGAGCUGCUGCCACAGUUUGAACAGGAUGCUGGGUCCAGGACCUGAUGAGUACCAGGAACAACAACAUGGUCGGAAUGCAAUGGUCCUGAAGGCUGGAGAGGAAGGAGGAAAGAAAGGGCUUUUACAGAGUGGGCUUGCUCAGGGUAAGCUUAAUCAGGGUAAACUUGCUUUGGGUAAACUUGCCCCAAGCAAGCCUGCUCAAAAAGAGCUUGCUCAGUCCGGUCUUGCUCAGAAAUCCACAGGAGUGGUAGAGGAGGGAGAAAACGAAGAAGAAAUGGAAGGAAAACAUGCUGCCGAUGGUAGUUCUGGCCCCAUGAACAAGGGGAUCCACGCGGAAGGUGGCCAUGGCAGCAGUGUUCAACAGCAGCCUCGGCAAGAGGCGGCAAUGCCUGAGGGCACCAAGAGUCUCCAGGCUGGGGACAGGCUGCCUUCACAGCGCUACACCAGAUUUACCCAGUCUCAGCUGCAGGCACUGGAGCGUCUUUUCCAACAGACUCGCUACCCUACCUUUCGAGCAAGGAAGGAUCUUGCAAGAUGGAUGGGUGUGUCAGAGGCAGAUGUGCUGGAAGAAGAGUUCCGACACCAGUGA
Molecule: messenger RNA, 695 nt
Organism: Peromyscus leucopus (white-footed mouse)
Lineage: Eukaryota; Metazoa; Chordata; Mammalia; Rodentia; Cricetidae
Product: paired mesoderm homeobox protein 2-like
Exons: 4
Coding region: 93-695 (200 amino acids)
Molecular function (GO): DNA binding
Source: RefSeq, a predicted model, not a curated record